Penicillium daleae is the source of this 2304-nucleotide messenger RNA. Its product is annotated as integrase catalytic domain-containing protein. Gene Ontology annotation, molecular function: nucleic acid binding. Gene Ontology annotation, biological process: DNA integration. NCBI's taxonomy places the organism in Eukaryota, Fungi, Ascomycota, Eurotiomycetes, Eurotiales, Aspergillaceae. The record is from RefSeq and is a predicted model, not a curated record. The coding region runs from base 1 to 2304 and encodes 767 amino acids. The transcript has 4 exons.
AUGCACAACUUCAUUGCGUGGAAGACGAAUACUCUAAGCGAUGCCAUUUUGAUUAAGGGACAACAACAGCCUCCGAACUCCUACUCUAGAUUGCAGCGGGCAACCUGGAACGCUAUCAACGAUGCCUUACACGCCCAAAUCCUCAAAUCCCUCAGUGUGGAAAUACGGAAGAUCAUGCCGCCACAGCGGACCAAGAAUGCCGCAGCCCUAUGGGAAUCCGUGGUGACUGGUUUUGGCAUCACAAAAGCCCAAGAACGCUAUAAUGUUCUUCGCGAUGUGUGUGUGUUGAAGCUGGAAGGAUCGGAUUAUAUGUCCCACCAAGCCCAGUGGCUGGCCUACAUGGCGGCGCUGGACGACCUUGAUGUCACAGUCGAUGAUAUCAAGUAUGCUUUGUUUAUCUUGAGCCUUGGAAACUGGCAAUCGCAGUUUAUUAAGACAAGGCUAGACGAGUUCUUUUCGACCGGGGGAAAUGGAGAGCCGAUUGUCAACCUGGACAUCAAGCAAUUGAUGCGAGCUCUUCAGUAUCGUGCAAUCACGCAAGGACCGAAGAAGAAAGACCCGGUCUCCGCCCCGAAGGGAUCGACAUCCACGCCGAAUCCUGAGAAGCUAAAGUCGUCUGAGAAACCGGACUCUGACAGAACCCUGAAGUCACGCUGCAACUACUGUCAGGCUCCGAAAGCGAUACACGAUACCUCCCGCUGCUGGUCAAAGAACCCCGAGAAGGCGCCAAUACACUGGUUGAAAGAUAAUGCUGAUUUAGUCCGCCGAAUACGUGGGCGCAACGGGGAUCCAAUUCCCGAUAUUCCGGGCCUUAUAGUUGAGCCGCAGGCACAGGCUAAGUCUGCAAUUUCCAGUAGCAGCAAUAAUACCAACAGUCGCCAGUGUGGUGAUUGGUAUUUUUAUAUGUGCGCAAGUCGUUAUGUAGUAUCAGACCGAAUACUUUUUACUUCCUACACUCCACUCAAGAGUAAUGAAGGGAUCGGAUCGAUCUGGGGGGACAAGAAACGCGCUAUUGGUGUUGGAACAAUCAAUAUGAAGCUAAAUGGCCUAACUGUCACUCUGAAAGACGUCCGCUAUAUUCCUGGAGCAGAUUCCAACCUUGGAUUCAUUAUUCACAAGAAUUCAACACCUCCAUUCCACUACGUCUUGGAGGACCUAUCGAAGCAGCGAUUCUUUGCCGUUCGAAACUCAAGCGGUGUUUACACAUUCACCGCUGAUGAACCAUUUAAGGUCUCUACUCAGGCCUUCGUUACUUUAGCGACUCCGGCUAAUUCACAAUUGACCUCUGACUCUGACGAGCCUAUUCCGACAGCUGGCGAACAGCAGCUCGUCGCCUAUUUCAGCUCUGAUGCAAAGAGCAACGUUGAGGCUAAGCCAUCUAGUGCAUAUGAACAUGUUUCAAAAGCCUCGAUCGACAUUAAAUCUGCUUUCCCUAAGACUCUUUGGGAAUGGCAUGUCACGCUUGGACAUCUCAAUUACCGAGAUGUACUCUACCUUGCCAAUCGUCCAGGCAGUGGAGUGAAAAUCACGGGCGACAAGGCCCAACCGCCUUGCCAAGCCUCAAGAGCCACACGGCCAUUAAUGCGCAUCCACGUUGAUAUCGUGGGUGGCGGGGACGUUUUCUUAGAUGAUGAUGACGCUUCUCAAGCGGCAAAUCUGCAGUCCCGGCAUGGCUAUAAAUAUUUCCUCCUGAUCACGGACGAUGCGACGCGAUUCCGAUGGAUUUACGGUCUGGUCUCCCGAGACCAACGCGAAAUUGCUGCACGCCUGCGACAUUGGCGUCAGAACAUCAACAAUCUCGGAUUUAAAACACCUGCUUUUCUGCGAUCUGACAACGAAUUCGGAUCUGGAGAAUUACAAUCAAUGAUGACAGAGUGGGGAUGCCAGUGGGAGCCAUCGAACCCUUAUUCUGCGUGGCAGAAUGGCACCGCAGAACGACCUAAUCGAGUGGUAUUGGAGAAGGCCCGCGCGAUAUGGAUAGCAUCAGGUUUACCAAUGACCUUCUGGUUUCACGCGCUAGUCGCUGCGGUUUUUAUGGCCAAUAUAUCCCCGACGAGCACUCCUCUCUACAAUAACCCUACACCUGGUGGAACAACGAUCGAUGAGAGCAUUCAGCCACAGGACACCCGGAUCCCGAUCGAAGCAAUCUCAAAAAUCGCUGCUGAUUUGAGUUACCUGCUUCCUUUCGGUUCGAGCGUUUUGUACCACCUCUAUGGCACGAGCGAACCGACUGGGAAGCUAGAACCUCGAGGGAAAAUGGGACGCGUAGUCGGAUACAAUGGUGCCUCGAUCUACACCGUGUGA